Molecule: messenger RNA, 944 nt
Organism: Quercus lobata
Lineage: Eukaryota; Viridiplantae; Streptophyta; Magnoliopsida; Fagales; Fagaceae
Product: initiation factor 4A-like protein
Exons: 7
Coding region: 99-734 (211 amino acids)
Source: RefSeq, a predicted model, not a curated record
UUGUCUUCGAAACGACGCCGUAGAAACCAUAAAGAAGCACGAACUAAAAGAAAGGGAAGAGAGAGUCACAGCUCAGUUGAGUUAUUGGGAGUGGAAGAAUGGCCAUUGAAGCAAGCGAAGCUCCCUCUCCUCCUUCUCACCCCACUUCCCAUUUCACUCAACAACGCCAUUUCUAUGUAGCCGUGGACAGGCUCCAAUUCAAGAUGGAGACGUUAGUGGAUUUGUUGGGCGUGGCGGGACGGCGUUCGUGCCUCCCAAUGGUGGUGUGCUGCAGCUCAAGGGACGAGCUUGACGCCGUUUGCUCCGCCGUUUCUAACCUCCCUUACAUUUUUUUGACCUCUCUGUACAGUGACCUUGCGGAGGCAGAACGUGCUCUAGUUUUGGACAAAUUUCGGCAAGCCACAAUGAACUGGAACCAGAAUAUCAGUGCCCAACCAGGAGAGGACAGUGAAGUUGGAAAAGAUGAACAAAAAUCUCAUAUGGUAGUUGUGACUGAUGCUUGCCUCCCAUUUCUUGCUUGUGGGGAAUCAACCAUUUCUGCUCGUGUUCUGAUAAAUUAUGAGUUGCCAACAAAGAAGGAAAUAUAUAUGAGGCGCAUGGCAACUUGUUUGGCAGCAGAUGGGAUUGUAAUCAAUAUGGUUGUUGGGGGCGAAGUGGUCACUCUCAAAAGCGUCGAAGAAAGCAGUAGUCUAGUCAUAGCUGAAAUGCCCAUAAAUAUCUCUGAGAUUUUGUGAAGAGGUUUGGUCCUUUGCAAUGCCAGAAACCUGUAAGAGGACUUGAUUCUUUGUACUCUCAAAUUUUUAUUUUAUUUUUUCUUGUCUGAAUUGUUCAGCUUAAAAAAAAAUAUAUACGAGUUAUUUGUACCUUUAAGUUAAAUGAUCUAUUUCGUCUAUCCAGAAUUUUGCAAGGAAAGAAAAGAAAUUAAACUGAAUUUGGCUGCUGGA